CUCCCCCCACGCACACACACACGUCCCACACUCCGGGCUCCGGGCCAGACCGGACGCCUUCGCCUAGUUCUCGCUCCGUCACAUCACCUAAACAGAGCUGCGUUGAGACAACCACACCAGCACUUGUUCGUUCUACUCUGUGAGUACUCGCGAAUGCUGCCCCCUCGCAUUACUCUGCGGAGGCUUCUGUUUAACCGAUAUUUAGGGACUGUGGAGCAACGGGCGCAGUGAACGUCAACACGCCGGGACCGGCCGUCCCACUGUCUUUUAGGUUAGGUCGCGGGACCACUGAGCACCAGAGCGGAGAUGCCGCCGCUUCCACCACCGACCCAGUGUCAACCACCACGGGCUUGCAAAGCACCUAGGUACUCCGAGGAGUCCGAGUCAACUCCAGUGGCAGCCGUCGCCGACAUGGAAAUGGAUCACCACGAGCAGGCGCUGCUGCUGCCCGACCUGCCCGACCUGCCCCUGCUGCAGGUGCUCUCCUACCUGCCCGACGAGGCCCUGUUCGCCCUGGGCCGCACCUGCCUGCGCCUGGCCGCGCUCACCAGGACGCAGCCGUGGCGGGACCGCCCCAAGCUCACGCUCAACACCGAGGAAGUGAGGGACCUGCUGAGGGUGGCCGCUCCUCCAGAGGCCGUAUGGAUCGUCAUCGCAGACACCGCAAAGACCUCGGAGUUUUGCUUUGGGGUACCCGACAGCUAUAUCACGGGAUGUCUCGACAGUGACAGCCGCGUCCACACCAGCUGCCCACCUCGAUUGCUGCUCAUGGAAUUGAUUAGCGUGACGUCACAGGAUGCCUUAAUCCGGGAGGUAGCCAAGACAACAAAAAGUGUUGAAUUCCUUAUUGAAGGUCUGGACGUUAUUUUCCGUUCAUUGAAAGAAGCGAGCUGGAGCCAGCUGGAGCACCUUACCUUGAGUAGGGUAAACCUGCACGAACAGCUGACUCUGUUGUGGCCGCAGGAUUUGGCGCUGCCGAGGCUGCGCACCGUGACUCUCCAACCACGCUACGGCCGAAUAUCCGACAUCUCAGGGGUGAGCUAG
This is a messenger RNA of Frankliniella occidentalis (western flower thrips), 1044 nucleotides long. RefSeq lists its product as uncharacterized. Lineage: Eukaryota; Metazoa; Arthropoda; Insecta; Thysanoptera; Thripidae. The record is from RefSeq and is a predicted model, not a curated record. The transcript is spliced from 4 exons. Gene Ontology annotation, molecular function: protein binding. The coding region runs from base 307 to 1044 and encodes 245 amino acids.